Diorhabda sublineata is the source of this 1224-nucleotide messenger RNA. Its product is annotated as general transcription factor II-I repeat domain-containing protein 2A-like. The transcript is spliced from 3 exons. Lineage: Eukaryota; Metazoa; Arthropoda; Insecta; Coleoptera; Chrysomelidae. The record is from RefSeq and is a predicted model, not a curated record. Gene Ontology annotation, molecular function: protein dimerization activity. The coding region runs from base 1 to 1224 and encodes 407 amino acids.
AUGGCCAAAGCUUUUGAAGAUUCUAAAAUGGCGGAGAAAUUUCAAUCAGUGCCACUUUCUCAUCAAACCAUACAAAGAAGGAUAGUUGCUAUGGAGGAGUUUUUUGAUAUCUGCCCUCUUUAUGGAACGACUAAAGGAAAAGACAUCUAUGAGGCUGUGAAGAAAGCAGUUGAUAGAAUUGGAGGUUUCGAUAAAAGUUCAGCCAUAGCAACAGACAGGGCCCCAUCAAUGACAGGUGAAAAAACUGGAUUAGUUGGUCUGCUUCGAGAGAAUGGUGUUACUUGUCCUGCAAUCCAUUGUAUUAUACAUCGGGGAGCUUUAUGUGGAAAAUCAGUCAAGUUUUUCAAACCGCAACUUAGGCAGUGUUUAAUGGAAACAGAGGCUGAGUAUGGAGACUUGCUAAUGUACAACCAUGUAAGGUGGCUGAGUGCAGGAAAAUGCAUUGAACGGUUUUUUGCCUUAAAGAAGGAAAUUCCUGCAUUCCUCAAUGAAUACGUUUUAUCGGACACAACUGAACUGGAAAGAAAGCUUAAGGAUCCAGAAUUCUUAAGACAUUUAGCUUUUUUAACAGAUCUAACUAAUCAUCUUAACAGUUUAUACUUGAGUCUUCAAGGAAGAAACCAGACGGUUUCAGAUUUAAUUCGAAAAAUAAACGGAUUUCGGAAUAAGCUGAGCGUGUUUAAACAUGCUUUGGAAAAGAACAACCUGACAUACUUCCCUAGCUGUCUGCAACUAGCAGAAGAAUUCAAUAGUGAGGAAAAUAUUGAGUUUUCAUGCUGCAGUUCACAAAUUCAACAAGUUAUUGUUGAAUUCAAUACAAGAUUUGAAGUAAUCGAAAGUCUCAAAAGCAGUUUACUGCUUUAUAAUAAUCCUUUUGGAGCAAUCAUUGAAUAUCAACCACCCGACUUACAAAUUGAGUUAUGUGACCUUCAAGCUGACAUGUUCCUAAUCACCAGACAAGAAAAGGGACAUGAAUUUUUCAAAUUACUGUCUAAAGAGAAAUUUCCAAAUCUUCGAGAUUUUGGACUGAAGAUUACAUCAAUGUUCGGAAGCACAUAUAGAUGUGAAAGUGCCUUUUCCUCCAUGAAAUACAUUAAAAACCACAACAGAAGCAACCUCACCGAUUCUUCCUUACGUCGUCUCAUGAGACUGUCUACAACUGAACUGGAGGUAGACAUUUCCUCAUUGGUGGAUGAAGCCGAUCGACCACAGUCUUCACAUUAG